AUGGGUCGUUGCUAUGAGAAUCCUCCCGUCCAAGAACCCAACCACGAUACUCUUUCUUGUCCGUUCGUGGUGGAUACCUUCAUUGGUACCUUGGAAGCACAUCUGGACAAGGAUAUUGAUGCGGCUGCCUUUGAUAUGUACCUGGAAAUGACAUCAUUUGAUACUGAAAGAGAUUCUGCCAUGUUUGUAUUUCCACAUCCGACGACUGCCGCUUUGGCUUCCAGCGCAUGGAUGCUUCCUGAAACCACGCCUGGUGGUUCACUCUUGCAGGGGUUGGUCUUUUGUGGCACCGAUCAACGCAAAGAAUGCCCCGCAGAGUAUUGGAAGAGUCAAGGGGGAGCGCAAUGGUCUUUUUGGCAGGGCGUUUAUUCGAAUUUUGCCAAGACGGCCAAGGGUCAGGUUCGCAUGGUCCUGUUGGGCGACAACAAUACUCUUUCCACUAUUCCACCUCUUUGGGAGGAAGCUGUGAUUCCGAAUAUCCUUACUGGGAAUGCCACAACCAGUUUGGAUAUCAUUGCCACAAACUGCGAGGCUGAGGGUGUAUUGGCAUUGUUGGAGGAAAUCCAAACGGGGCUACCCGAUGUCCCUUGCAACUGCACAAAUAUCGCAGAGGCAACCAACGAGAAGGAGGAACCGCUUUGCAAAGUUGCCAACAUCUUGGAAGGGCCGUCGACAGAAAAGCCUGAAACGUCCGCACCAGAUGCUGUGGAAUGUCAAUGUCCCACAAGUGUCUACAUGGUGCUCUUUUGGGGCCUGAUCGUUUUUGGAGCUGCUCUGGCCUAUGCUUAUUGGUCUGUUCGACAUUAUUUGCAGGGCUACCAAGCGAUACCGGAGACAAAUAAUAGUGAACAUCCAAUACCGGUACUACCGAAGCAAUGA
Messenger RNA from Seminavis robusta, 879 nucleotides. NCBI's taxonomy places the organism in Eukaryota, Bacillariophyta, Bacillariophyceae, Naviculales, Naviculaceae. The record is from the annotation of a GenBank genome assembly.